This is a messenger RNA of Pseudogymnoascus verrucosus, 1402 nucleotides long. RefSeq lists its product as uncharacterized. The transcript has 3 exons. The record is from RefSeq and is a predicted model, not a curated record. Gene Ontology annotation, molecular function: GTP binding; GTPase activity. The coding region runs from base 104 to 736 and encodes 210 amino acids. Lineage: Eukaryota; Fungi; Ascomycota; Leotiomycetes; Thelebolales; Thelebolaceae.
GCCGUACAAAGAACAACUGUUCCGUCGCCAAGUAAAGGCUCGGGUAGCGGUCUCUUGUAUAUUACAGUUGCUUGCUGCCUUGCCCUGGACAUUUCAACAGUGAAUGAAUGGCUCAACAGCGAUCACGAUGGACACCGACAACCUCAAGGUCAUCAAGCUGCUCAUGAUCGGUCCUUCUGGAGCCGGGAAAUCAGCACUGUUGAUCAGAUACUGCGACGACCAGUUCGACCCGGAAUCCUCGACGGCCACUAUCGGCGUUGACUUCAAGGUGAAGAAGCUUUCGGUGCGAGGCACUUCGUAUCGCCUGAACCUCCUCGAUACUGCGGGCCAAGAACGAUUCCGGACUCUCUCGAACAGCUAUUACCGCGGCGCCCACGGCGUCAUCCUCGUGUAUGAUAUUUCCAACCGGGACAGCUUCCUGUCCAUGGGUCGGUGGUUUGAGGAAGUCCAGAACAACUCUAUGCCUGGGACGAUUACAUACUUGGUCGGGAGCAAGCUGGACAAAGAGGCGUCGAGAAAGGUCAGCGCCUCGGAGGGAGAGGCACUUGCGUCUAUCCACGGCGCGCAGUUCUGCGAGGUCAGUUCGAAGACCCGGGAGAAUGUGCGGAAGCCGUUCGUAGAAAUCGUUGAUACUAUCGUCUCCACGCCGGGGUUGGUAGAGCAGACACAGCGGGAUUCAAGUGGUAUCACCUUGGGCAAUGCGGCGUCACAGAUUUCUUCCGGAUGUCCAUGUUGAGACGUCGAUGAAGACGUCGGCUGGUCAGAUAUAUUUUUUAUCUACAAGUAUUAUACACUUUCCGCCCUCAAACAUCCAUUUACAAUGGUUUGUUGCGGCGUAGUUUCUAGAUUCUACCCUUCCAAGCUAUCCUUGAGGUAUAAUCGAAUACCCAAGUUCUUCUAAUUCUCCUUGUCUUCGCCAAGGAACUCUACGACAGCUGAUGGGCGUUAAUAACUAGAGAUGGUCUUUGGUUGGAUACGAGACAUACCUUGUCUAAAUAACUCGGGCUUCUCUGCAAUGACCCAGUGGCCGGAAUCAAUAUCGACCAGUCGAAAUCGAGGAAAGAAGCGCCCAAUGAUGGGAAUAGCUUCGUCUGGAAUAUACGGGCUUUGGGUGCCCCGAACGAAUAGGGCGGGCUUUUCAAAGCGGACUUCGUCAGGAUUUCUGUAUGGGAAAUCGCCUAGAUGACCGAGGGAGAGAGCCAAUGUUUUCAAGGAGAAUUUGAAUUUCUGCGUCUUCUCGUUUGGAGGACGAUGCAGAUUCCCAAGGAGAAAUUGUCUGAUGACAAGAGACUGCGUGAUAGUUAGCAGCUAGAAUGGGCCGGACCAAUUCAUGGCUCAAUGAUACUUUCCUCUUCGUAGUCCUUUAGAAUUUCAUCGGCUUCUGAUAGCCUCGUUACGCCAG